AUGUCUGGAGUCACCGAUAAAGCGAGAUUCUAUCUCGAACGCGCUGUACCGCAAUUGAGAGAGUGGGAGGAGAAGGGAAUUUUCUCAAAGGAGGAGAUUCGCACUAUUGUCCAGAAGCGCAACGACUACGAGCACAAAGUCCUUGCCCCUCGAAACAAACCCUCGGAAUGGUCCUCAUAUGCGCAAUGGGAGCAGUCCCUUGAGUCCCUGCGUACUAAACGCUGCAAGCGCCUCAAGAUCCGACACCUCCAAUCUGCUCAAGCCGGUCAAGGUCGCACAUUAGCGAUCUACGAACGAGGCGUCAACCGACACCCAGGAAGCAGUGCUCUUUGGCGGGAAUAUCUUUCAUACAUUUCAAGCAUCAAGUCAUCCAAGCGAUGGCGCAGGACGAUGACCAAUGCUCUGCGCAUGAUGCCCACCGACCAUACUCUCUGGAUCGUGGCCGGCCGACGAUCAGCUCAGAAUGGCGACAUGGCUGCCGCACGUGGAUUCUUCAUGAGAGGUUGCCGCUUCUGCACAACAAGCCCAUCGCUUUGGAUCGAGUAUGCUCGCACGGAAAUGGAGUGGCUUCAGAAGCUCGACAAGAGAAAGGAGACAUCAAAGCCUGGUCACGAUGUGCUCCGACCCGAACGUGAGGAAGAUGGAGAUGAGCUUCGUAUUGAUAGCGACGACGAAGAGGACGAUGGUGAUCUUCCUGAGCCAUCGAUUGCGCAGUCCAAGGCUAUUGAUAAGCAAUCUGCGCAGCAGCUGAAGUCCAACCCCGCCAUGGAUGGUGCUAUUCCUAUGGCUAUUUUCGAUAUCUCGAAGAAGCAGGGCUUCUUCAAUGCCAACACUGCAGAGAUGUUCUUCGAAGUUUUCGCCUCUUUCACAAAGCUCUCAUCCCAGCCCAGAAUAUUGCAGCAUGUUCUCGCUGUUUUGGACCAGGAGUACCCCAACCAUCCCGCUACUUGCAAUGUUCAUAUUCGCCAGCCUAUUAUGGGAGUCAGCCCCGAGACUGCAGAGUUCCCCAAGAACCUCAGGGAGGUACUGGCACGCUUGAACAAGUACAUGGAGACUACAACGGACCGUGCGGAAUUGAGGAAGAAGACUGUUGCAUGGAUUGACGAGUACCUGGCGUUGGUCACUUUGGAUGAGGGUAUUCGGGCAGUUCUGGAGCAUACCAAGAAGAAGAUGGAAGCGAUCUAA
Fusarium coffeatum is the source of this 1185-nucleotide messenger RNA. RefSeq lists its product as uncharacterized. The transcript has 2 exons. NCBI's taxonomy places the organism in Eukaryota, Fungi, Ascomycota, Sordariomycetes, Hypocreales, Nectriaceae. The record is from RefSeq and is a predicted model, not a curated record. Gene Ontology annotation, molecular function: protein binding; snoRNA binding. Gene Ontology annotation, cellular component: Pwp2p-containing subcomplex of 90S preribosome; small-subunit processome. Gene Ontology annotation, biological process: maturation of SSU-rRNA from tricistronic rRNA transcript (SSU-rRNA, 5.8S rRNA, LSU-rRNA). Bases 1 to 1185 code for a protein of 394 amino acids.